AUGCCCUGGCGUAAGAGGAGAUGUCAAUACUGCCAAGAGAUUUAUUGGAGCGACAGACUGCUUCGCGAACACUUGCAGAAAUACGUUGGCGAGUGGCGUCUUCCGGCCGACGGCAUCCAUGACUUCUCGGAGAUCACUCAGAUCUUGCGUCAGCCUCGUCAAAUGAGCUACGAGGCUGCUGAUUAUCUGAUAUACAAAUGCUGGACCUGUGCCAAGGUCAUCAAAUCUCGCCGCCGGUUCAUCGAGCAUGUUGCUCAUCAGCGCCACUGUGGCUUCACGUACAAAUUCAAAGGAGCGACCUACCGCCCGCGGCGUCCAUGGCCCUUCAAAUUCAGCGAGGAGAGUGUGCUUAUUCGCAAGAAGACAUUUCCAUUUCUCCGUCUUCCUGUAGAACUGCGAUUGAUGGUCUACGAACAUCUGCUUUGUUUCAAGGAAAUUGCUAUUGAGCAUUAUCGGCAUCAUGAUAACUACCCUGCUUUCUGGGAACGAGACGCCCCGCUACAACAUAAUCCCUGCAAGAAUGCCCUGGCAAUCAUGGCCGUGAAUCGCCAGAUGCAUGACGAAGCACGGCCAAUAUUCUAUCGUUUAAACACCUUCACCUUCAGCUAUUUCGAUGCUCUCCCCAUCUUCCUAAUUGGCGUCGGAGAGAAGAAUGUCAAGCUUCUACAAAGGGUGCGCUGCAGGAAAGUCGACACGGGCAAGGAGUACGUAGACAUCACGAAAUCAUGCCUGAAAGAAAUCUUCAUGAUGGGACGAACGCCGCCCAGAGCAGAGCUCGCACUUCAGAGUGUCGCAUACCCGUCAAUGUCACGUGGAUGUUACGACCAACAACCGGUGACUUGGUGCGCGACGGGCAACUAUCGUCUGGUCCCGGCAAAUUUCUUGAAGCUGCGUGAUUGUCCGCCACGAAGACGCUUCAGUCUCGAAGUUUCCCUACGGCCAAAUGUAAUCGGCCGACGCACUCCGCCUCGACAAAUUACGGCUACAUACGAACUAUGCCUUCAGAAAAAUCAAGAUGGCGCUUAA
Molecule: messenger RNA, 1026 nt
Organism: Aspergillus brunneoviolaceus CBS 621.78
Lineage: Eukaryota; Fungi; Ascomycota; Eurotiomycetes; Eurotiales; Aspergillaceae
Exons: 2
Coding region: 1-1026 (341 amino acids)
Source: RefSeq, a predicted model, not a curated record